Molecule: messenger RNA, 2111 nt
Organism: Erigeron canadensis
Lineage: Eukaryota; Viridiplantae; Streptophyta; Magnoliopsida; Asterales; Asteraceae
Product: rop guanine nucleotide exchange factor 14
Exons: 8
Coding region: 210-1832 (540 amino acids)
Molecular function (GO): guanyl-nucleotide exchange factor activity
Source: RefSeq, a predicted model, not a curated record
UUCUACACUUUCACUCACACACACACAUACAACAUUCUCCAUCAAUAUCGGUGGUGCAUACAUUAGUCCAAAUAUAUUCAACAAGUAAAGAAAUCAGUUCUCAAAUCAUUAAUCAAGAUAUCGUUUCAUCGACUUGUGCCAUAUUUGGAAUUUCUGUGGCAGAGUGAAAUCCAAGUAGCAAAUUAAUUAGUAGUAACAUUUAUUUGAAGAUGGUGUUAUUAAGGAGAAGAUUAAAUUGUUGUACAUGGAACAGGGGAAUCACUAAUAGCGUGGACUUUGAUCAACCACCCGAUAGAAUUAUGACUUACAACGGGCUUGAGAGCUGCAUUUUAAAUGCCACCUCUUAUGAGGAUGAAAGUGUUACAAGUAAAGGAGACGGAUGCUCAACCGACUCACCUUCCAGCAGUUGUUCUAGCAACAAUCCGUCUGGAUCAUUCUUUUCUCAGUGGAGCGUGAAGAAAAGAGAUGAACACGGACUGGACGAAUGGAAUUACUCAGAAAGCCCACAACGGCUUUCCAACAAAGAAACACCGCCAUAUAUAGUUGCUUACUCAGAUGUGGAGGAAAUAAAAGAAAAAUUUGGAAAACUUUUGUUAGGCGAAGAUACUACAGGAGGGCGCAAUGGAGUCACCCCUGCUUUGGCUUUGUCAAAUGCCAUAACUAAUCUAGCAGGGACCGUUUUUGGUGAGCUAUGGAAACUUGAGCCUCUCCCAGAAGAGAAAAAGAACAAAUGGAGAAGAGAGAUGGAUUGGUUGCUUUCUCCUACAAACUAUAUGAUUCAGUUAAUUCCUGCUAAGCAAUGCAAUUCAGACGGCAGAAUGUUAGAGAUAAUGACACCAAAAGCUCGUGGGGAUGUUCAUUUGAACCUUCCAGCACUACGAAAGUUAGACUCCAUGCUUAUUGAAGCAUUGGAUGUAAUGACCGAGACAGAAUUUUGGUAUGAGGAGGGUGGUAGCAGAGCUGAAGGAAGAAAUAAGAAUCUAAAGCAAAGCAAAAGAUGGUGGCUUCCAAUGCCACAAGUGCCCAUAGGCGGUCUCUCAGAUGGUGAAAGGAAAAAGUUGCUUACUCAGGCAAAAUUGGUUCAUCAAAUUUUCAAAGCUGCUAAAACAAUUAAUGAAACUAUUCUGCUUGAAAUGCCAAUACCUAAGAUAAUUGAAGACGCACUUCCCAAGUCUGGAAAGGCCAGCCUUGGCGAGGAUCUAUAUAGGAUACUAAACAAAGUCUCCUCCCCGUCCUCCAGUAUGCUCAAGUCGCUGAAUUUAAGAUCAGAAAACAGCGCCCUCGAUGCCAUUAACAGAUUGGAAGCAGCAAUACAUGCAUGGAAAGACAAGAUUGAGGAACAUGACAGUGGUAAAUCUCCAGCCAGAACUUCCUGGUCAUUUAAGGAUCCUAUUUCUGAACUUGACAAAAUGGAGUUGUUAAUAAACCGUGCUGAAGAGCUUUCACGAGAAAUCAAAAUGCAGUAUCCUAACCUCCCUCAGAAGUUUCUCGAUGUCAUGAAAAUUCAAUACGGCAAGGAUGUUGCACAUGCGAUCAUAGAAGCUUAUUCUCGUGUUCUUGGAAACUUGGCAUUCAGCAUACUAACAAGAAUUGGAGACGUCUCUCAAGAAGAUAUACUAAGCAAUCCUGAUUCACCAAUGGCAACAAACAGCCUCCCAGGGGUGAUUCUUCCAGGAACUUCAGGUGGAUCUAGUUCGAGUAUACCGGAAAAACACACACUAACUGAUAGAAUAGAUAACAUAGAAGGGAAGCUGAUUAUGAUAGAACCAGAAGAGGCUUCUGAUACAGCAUUGUUAAGUGAUAAACAGAAGAUCGGUGACAGCAACACCUAAUAGAGGCUCUGGAUGUUAUCUUGGACACGAGGCUUAUUUUAACAUUCCCUGCAGCCACCUCUUGAUCUCCAUAACAUCAAAGUAGUCGCAGUCAUAUUCUGUAAAUGUUAUUAUAUGCUUUUAAUGAAUUUCAGAUUAUGUUCUGAUUAAACCGGAUAUCGGGUUAAUCAGAAAACUAGAGCCAUAGAUGUAAAUGACCUGAAUUAAAGACGCACCAAUUGACUUAAGUUCAGUUAUGAAAAAUAUUAACUUUUGUAUACAAAGAUGAACAUUUUAGUA